GUGUGUGUGUGUGUUGGUGUGUUGAAGUGUUGUGACACAAUUUCCCAUUCUUCCCUGCCCACAAGUGCGCGGGUUGGGUUUGUUGUGGUCAGUGUUUGUACAACGGUGGUACUUAUACACACGGUGGCCUGCCAAUGGAGACGACCGCUCGCGUUCAUCAGACCAAGGCGAGCUCGAGGCACCGGAGCUCUCGAGCACGCCGCAGCGCAACACCUCAGCGGCACGAGCAGACGGAAGCGCGCGGCCUCGAGGAUGGGCCCACGCAAUCCGCCGCAGAUCAGGAGCUAGCGGAGGCGAGUGGUACUAAAAAUAGAUCCUCCACCGCUAUUCGCACCGUGCGCCGUCCGGACACACCGGAGCACAGUGGUGGCAGCACCACGACCAAUGCGAGCAGCAGCGCCACGGGCACAUCGGUACCGACGCAGCACUAUCACUACAGUGCCAGCGGGGACAGUGGUCCGGCCCGGAUCGCCCAAACGCCGCGCAGCGCCUCGCCCACCAUGGCGACAACCGAGCUGGACGCACCCGUCAGCACGGAGGGCGACGUGGUGGAGGUGGUGGCCGUGGAUCUGGCCAGCGGUUUGGCCGUCCUCGGCACGGUACCGGGCCCAACGGAUGACAAGCUGCAGAAGGGCAUCCUCGGCUACAUGGACCGCCAGCUGAAGGUGCAAUCGCUGUCCGAUCCGCAGAAGAGUCCCGCCCAGCGGAGCACCCGCAGCCGGAGCAGUCUGGAGAAGAGCCCACGGCGAAAGCGCAGCAAAUCGGAGUCGCGAAGGCGUCGGGAGCGGAAAAUUCUGGCCGCCGGCGAGAUGGAGGUCCGGCAGGCGAACGAAACGUUGAUGCGAUACCUGAAACAGUGCUCGGACUUUAACGAUGCGUCGCUGUCGGGCGAUUUGGAGAUACCGGAGCAUCUGGAGGAUCGGCGGGUGCACCGGAAAACGAAAUCCCAGCGGGAGCGCAAACUUCACCAGCUCCAACCGGAUCGGGCGGGUGGCAGGACCAACGCCGACGAUCUCAUGAGCUAUCACGGGGAGAUCUACAAUCCCUUCACACCGGUCGUGUCGCCAACGACCGAAGCGGCGGCUACGCGUAUUGAUAAGAUGUACAUACAGACUGCUAGCGGUUAUCGACCAGUUGACAAUACCUACUCGUAUCAUAAGUCUAGGGUACUAAUCGGUGGAGAUCCAGAAAGCAAUAGCCAUACAAUAAACACCUCGGUACAUCUGUCCUGUGCGGUGCAGCGCGUCUGGCAUCUGCUAUCGACCGUCUGCCAUGGUUUGCUCGGUGGCCUGGCCUUCGCCCAUCUGCUGUUGAUCUGUACGACCAAACCGUACGAUUGGGUCGAUGCCUCGAUACGCCAUUACUCAGCCUUCGCCGAGUUGUACGCCAACACGUUCUACUGCUUGGCCAUCGUUUGUAUGGUUUCAAUAUUCGAUCGGAUGGACAUUGCGUACGGUGGUGAUACGAAUAUUUCAUUCCGCUCCAUCUUCAUCAUCAUGAUCUACGUGAUGACGAUCAUACUGAGUCUGUCGGCUGGCACGAUGGACGAACGGCUCUAUGUUACUUCCACGCUAAACGUCACCGUCUGGGAAGAGGAGUUGGAAACGAACAAGGUGCUUAGCAUCUGGAAUGCGCUAUCCAUUGCACGAAGUGUUGGUGCCAUCUUUGGCUGGUUAAUCGUUGGCUUCCUACCGAACCAGGACAAUUUGUACGAUCAGCUGCUCGAGAUGGAAAAGUAUCAACUGCAGUAGGCGGCUUUUUAAUCAAUAACCACGGCGAGCCGGUCACCUUCGCAAACCAAAACACCUAUCGUAAUCCGUUUUGUACAUAGAACCGCACCUAUAUUGCGUUAUACGGCUAUAGUGGACACACAAAGUACUAGCAUAGAGUUACAGAACAAUAAUCACGCUUACUGUCACUGUCGUGUAGAGGCCCACUUUCAUUCGUUCGUGACGUUGGGGCGGGGACACUAGGCUAUCAGGCAAUUAACCGUAUCGGUGGUGCGUUGAACGGUUCAGCAUCAGCUGAAUGUAUUGCAAAUCAGGAAUCAGAAAGCAUGAAGCGGUUGUGGUAACAUUACGGGCAUACGCACGGAUGUACGGGCAGGGAAAGAUGCUGUUGCAUUUCCUAUCCAAUAGUGAAAACUGGCAAGGACUGAUAAUCAUUGUGCUGUAAUCUAUACGAUAGCAAUCGCAAGAGGCACACGUGUACAUUUACAUACCACUAGCAGGCAUGGUAAUGGUCGGAACGGCAUGAUAUUAGGAUAUUGAGACAAUUAAUUAAUCUGUAAGCGUAUUGUUAUCAUAAAACCAUGCAUCCACGCUAAGGCGAAUGUGCUGAUUUCCAUACACCAUAAACCAGAAACAUAAA
This is a messenger RNA of Anopheles moucheti, 2370 nucleotides long. RefSeq lists its product as uncharacterized. Gene Ontology annotation, biological process: cilium assembly. Bases 135 to 1751 code for a protein of 538 amino acids. Gene Ontology annotation, cellular component: ciliary transition zone. The record is from RefSeq and is a predicted model, not a curated record. Lineage: Eukaryota; Metazoa; Arthropoda; Insecta; Diptera; Culicidae. The transcript is spliced from 5 exons.